Ctenocephalides felis (cat flea) is the source of this 681-nucleotide messenger RNA. Its product is annotated as guanosine-3',5'-bis(diphosphate) 3'-pyrophosphohydrolase MESH1-like. Gene Ontology annotation, molecular function: guanosine-3',5'-bis(diphosphate) 3'-diphosphatase activity. The record is from RefSeq and is a predicted model, not a curated record. Bases 118 to 681 code for a protein of 187 amino acids. NCBI's taxonomy places the organism in Eukaryota, Metazoa, Arthropoda, Insecta, Siphonaptera, Pulicidae. The transcript has 3 exons.
CGUAAUAAAUAAGCCACAAAGUAAAACACUAAAAUUAUAUAAAUAAAAAUUGAUAUCUGACAUUUGUACAAAAAUUUCCUGUCGCAAGUGAUAAAACACAUUUUCAAAAAUAAUAAAAUGUCAAAAUUCGAUAUCCAUUUGUAUACAAAAUGCGUAAAUUUUGCGGCAUUGAAGCACAAGGAUCAAAGGAGGAAGGACGCGGAAAAAACGCCCUACAUAAAUCAUCCAAUCGGUGUUGCAUCGAUUUUGACCAACGAAGCCUUUAUAGAAGAUCAAAAUGUUUUGAUGGCAGCAUUAUUGCACGACACUGUUGAAGACACUAAUACAACAUUUCAAGAAAUUGAAAAGGAAUUUGGAACUGUUGUACGAGCCAUUGUUGAGGAGGUGACCGAUGACAAGAAUCUUCCAAAACUAGAACGCAAACGCCUACAAAUCGUGCAUGCACCCACUUCCAGCCAUUCUGCAAAACUUGUCAAAUUAGCAGACAAGUUGUACAAUUUGAGGGAUUUGGAACGAGCCAUUCCUGUUGGAUGGUCAAAGAGUUAUUAUGAUGAAUAUUACCGUUGGGCAUUUUUGGUGAUUGAUGGUUUGCGAGGUACAAAUGCUCUUUUGGAGAGAGAGUUGGAUGAUAUCUUCAGACGUAAAGGUUUACUGAGCGAAUCUGGAGAUCAAGAAUGUUGA